AUGUCGACGAUUCGCCUUACAGUCUACGAUCUACUUCGCAUCACCUACACAUACGAAGGAAGAGCAAUGGAGGAAGCAGCCCGAAGUCGUUCAGACUCGGUUUGCUCCUCACCAGAAAUGUGCUCGCACAUGUCGCCACCUUCGCCGUCUGGCAACUUCAGCAUCCUUGAAACCGACUUCACACAACGAUACUGCAGGAAAAACAGUCAAUGA
Molecule: messenger RNA, 213 nt
Organism: Ascochyta rabiei
Lineage: Eukaryota; Fungi; Ascomycota; Dothideomycetes; Pleosporales; Didymellaceae
Exons: 2
Coding region: 1-213 (70 amino acids)
Source: RefSeq, a predicted model, not a curated record